AUGUCUGCUAAAUCCACGCCGUGUGGGGCCAGCUCUGCUGCAACCGAGUAUAAGGGCCCGUUUGUGCUGAGACCUGGCGAUCAAUCAUAUCAAUCGCCUCUCGUCGAGUACACACCCGUAUCACAGGGUGCCCCGGUGUUGCCUUAUGGCUAUGUCACGGCUUGUGGAGCUUCCAUACCUCCCAGUAUGGUGCCUGUUUAUUAUCAGCCAUACAGGUUUGUCUGUACCGUGCAAAAUGAGCAUGGCCAGCAACCUAUGGAAGCAACCUAUCGUUCAGCAUAUAGGCCCGCGACGGUGAACGAGCCACAACCGGAACAGUUCACCAACCACCUGCGGCGUAACAGCUCGCAGAUCACAGACAAAAAUGCCCAGGAUCGUCUUGAUCCUGUAGCUUGUAUCUUUGUCGGAAAUCUCCCAAUUUGGUUACCACGAAAACGACUCCAAGUCUGCGUAAAAAGUAUAUUUCGGAAUUGGGGAGACUGUUACGUCAAGGUGAACUUAUCACCGUCGAACAAACUGUACAACGCAUUUGUACAGUUCACGAAUGUUGAGCAUGCAAGGCAGGCCCGGGCUUUCGCAAGAAACCCGGGAAUAUACCUUGCUGGUCGGCACCUCAGACUGGAAACGCCGAACAAGAUCAGAAGCUCUAUGUGCGGCCACCCUGCUACCAUGGACGAAAUGGGUUCUUUGGAUAGGGAGGCACAUAGUACUUCUGUGGAGGAACACUGUGGAAGUUCGGAGCACAGUCAUGAGUACCAAGGAAAGGGGAAACAGGUUGAACGGACUCCCGAACAGCAAGAUGAACGGGGCAUGUCGAGUCUGACCAGCCAGUUAUUAACCGAGCAAGACGACCCAAACGUCUACUACGAUGUGGACGCGGUCGAGCGGGUUCUGUUUGGCGGUGCGGGCCGACGGCCAGUUGUCUGCCUGGGGGCUGCGUAA
Aspergillus ibericus CBS 121593 is the source of this 942-nucleotide messenger RNA. RefSeq lists its product as uncharacterized. NCBI's taxonomy places the organism in Eukaryota, Fungi, Ascomycota, Eurotiomycetes, Eurotiales, Aspergillaceae. The coding region runs from base 1 to 942 and encodes 313 amino acids. The transcript is spliced from 5 exons. Gene Ontology annotation, molecular function: RNA binding. The record is from RefSeq and is a predicted model, not a curated record.